Lemur catta (Ring-tailed lemur) is the source of this 978-nucleotide messenger RNA. It is a transcript of the gene TAS2R42, whose product is annotated as taste 2 receptor member 42. The record is from RefSeq and is a predicted model, not a curated record. Gene Ontology annotation, biological process: sensory perception of taste; detection of chemical stimulus involved in sensory perception of bitter taste; G protein-coupled receptor signaling pathway. Gene Ontology annotation, molecular function: G protein-coupled receptor activity. NCBI's taxonomy places the organism in Eukaryota, Metazoa, Chordata, Mammalia, Primates, Lemuridae. Gene Ontology annotation, cellular component: membrane.
AUGCUGUUACUGCAGGAGGCGGUUCAUCAUCACAGGAGCAGGUUCCUCAUGAAAGGAAAAAUCUUUCUGAUCCUGGCAAGAGCAGAAUUCGUAAUCAGAAUGCCAGGGCACGUGCUCAUUGCACUGGUCAACUGCUCUGAGUGGGUCAAGAACCACGUCUCCUCAGGUGACUUCAUCCUCACCUGCUUGGCCAUCUUCAGAAUCAGUCAGCUGUUGGUGUCGCUGUUUGAGUCAUGUAUACUGGGACUUGGUUCACCUUUACAUACCACUUGAAUACUAGCAAAACCGAUUGGUAUGCUUUGGAGUGUAAUUAAUCAUUUGACUGCCUGGCCUGCCACCCGGCUCAGUUUCUACUUCUUUAAGAGAACCCACUUCUCCCACUUUCUUUUCCUCUGGCCAAGGUGGAGAAUGACCAGAGUGAUUGUUGUGCUUGUCGUGUUUCUUGUAUUUUGUUUGUUCUCAAUGAUUUUCAGUUUCCUAUGGCUACAGAUGUUUGCUGAUCCUUGGUUGAAUACCUCUAUACUAGAUAAAAGUAAUCUGUCUUUAUAUUUAGAUGUAACUAAAACUCUCUGUGUUAGCAACCUGGCUCUUCUUACCUUGACCUAUUUUGUCCCCCUCAUUCUGACUCUGACCUCACUGGUCCUUUUAUGGUCCUUGGGGAGACACACUAGAAAUUAGGAGCUCAGCUCCCUGGACCCUAGAGACUCCAGCACAGAGGCCCACAGGAGGACCAUGACAGUGGUGAGGUCUUUCCCUCUCCUCUUCAUAGUUCAUUUUUUCCCCACACAAGUGGCAAGUUGGAUAUUUUCUAUGUUUUGGAACAAUAAGUAUGCAAAGUUUGUCAUGUUAGCAAUAAAUGUCUUUUCCUCAGGCCACUCAUUUAUUCUGAUUCUGGGAAACAAGCUGAGACAGGCAGCCUUGAGGAUACUGUGGCAUUGUAAGGGCCACUUGAAAAGAUCAAAACCUUUGGGUUUCUAG